This is a messenger RNA of Mucor mucedo, 926 nucleotides long. RefSeq names its product ras-like protein 1. Gene Ontology annotation, biological process: signal transduction. The coding region runs from base 95 to 715 and encodes 206 amino acids. The transcript has 4 exons. Gene Ontology annotation, molecular function: GTP binding; GDP binding; GTPase activity. The record is from RefSeq and is a predicted model, not a curated record. Lineage: Eukaryota; Fungi; Mucoromycota; Mucoromycetes; Mucorales; Mucoraceae. Gene Ontology annotation, cellular component: plasma membrane.
UUUUAUUUUUUGGUUGCCGGGCGAAGAACCCUGCUUAAAAAAAUAAAAAAAAUUUACAGGUUGUGUUUUUCUUUUUAACCUUGUGAUUUUUGACAUGUUGAAUAAAUCAGCUUCUUGGAUAGUCCGUGAAUACAAACUGGUUAUGGUGGGUGGUGGUGGCGUGGGCAAGUCUGCCUUGACCAUUCAAUUCAUUCAGUCUCAUUUCGUGGAUGAGUAUGAUCCCACUAUUGAAGAUUCUUAUCGAAAGCAAUGUGUCAUUGAUGAAGAAACGGCACUCCUUGACGUGCUCGACACUGCCGGGCAAGAAGAAUACAGUGCUAUGAGGGAACAGUACAUGAGGAAUGGCGAAGGAUUUUUGCUGGUGUAUUCGAUCACUUCCCGCAUGUCCUUCGAGGAGAUUGAAACAUUUUACCAGCAGAUUUGCCGAGUGAAAGACAGAGACCACUUUCCGAUGGUGCUGAUAGCGAAUAAGUGUGACCUUGAAUAUGAUCGACAGGUGUCUAGUCAAGAAGGGAGAGAUUUGGCACAGCAUUAUGGCUGCCAAUUUGUAGAAUCCUCAGCAAAAGAACGUGUUAAUGUGGAUGAGGCAUUCCAUGAAGUAGUGCGAGAUAUUAGACGAUACAAUAAAGAACAAGAUACACAGACCGAUGUCUCUGUCGUGAAAAAUCAGCUUCAGCAUCAACCCAAGAAGUCUAAAUGUUGUAUCCUGAUGUAAAAAAAAAUCUCCCUUUAUAUUCCCCUAUUAUUCUCAUUUUACUCCGUUUUACAUAAACUAGUGGCAAUUUUCUGUCUUUCUUUUAUGCAAGGAGUUUAACUCCCAAAACGAAAACACUAAAAAGAGAUGAUCUUGUGUAACGGAUGGUUUCACCAAUGAAAAAUCUCACAGCUGAUGUGCAAAAAUUUAACAGGACAAAAACUAUAAACCC